UGAGGUCACAAGGGGCAGGGAUGUCUCACUCACUACCUGAAUCCACAGGGAGGCCAUGCGAGGCCACAGUGUGAAGGCAAUGGUCUGCAAACCUGUAAGAGGGGCCUCCCCAGGAACUGGGUCAGCUGCCACCUGGAUCUUGGACUUCCAGCCUCCAGCACUGUGAGAAGAUAAAUUUCUGUUGUGGGAUCUUCCUGACCCCAGGGAUCGAACCAACGUCUCCUGCAUUUACAAGUGGAUUCUUAACUGCCAAGCCACCGGGAAACCCACGAGACCAGCUGGUUUGGAGUCCUUCCACUCUGCUGCCCUCCGCCUCACCAGUUCCACACUGACCUCCGCAUCCCAGAGGACUGGCUCGUGGAAUCAUCAGCUUCCGGUCCAGGAUGCCUCCUGGCUGUCUUGUCUGGACAGAGCUGGCUCCACCCAGUGCCCUAUUGUGACCUGGGCAGCAGGCUGGGCCGUAAGAGUGCAGGCACAGACAGCGAGGCCCUGAGGGGUCCCUCUGAACUGCACAUGAGCCGGCCUACCUGAAGCCUCUCCAUGGGCUUGAGUCAACAGCAGGCCAGUGACAGGAUGGGGGAUGGAAGAGUCGCAUUCCUGCUGCCGGUCGCUCUGCUGCUGCGCUGGCCACACAGCAGCCUGGGACUGAAAUGUGGCCAAAGAAUGAACAGUUCUGAGAAGUCUGAAGUUUUGGAAAUCAUAGGCGGGGAGCCUGCAAACAUCAGAGAUUUCCCCUGGCAGAUUCGUAUCCUUGAAAACGGGAGUCAUCUCUGUGGAGGAUCAAUCCUCAGUGAGUGGUGGAUUCUGACCGCAGCCCACUGCUUCAAAAGCAAAAAUGAAUCUGCCUUGGAGGUCACACAUGGUGAAGAAAAUCUUGACACCCAGAACUUGACGAAGAUAAAAGUGGACGAGCUAAUUAUUCACAAUAAUUUUGACAGUUGGUUCUACCUUAAUGACAUCGCUUUGCUGUUGCUGAAAUCGCCUCUGAGCUUGGGUGUCAGGAAGGUACCCAUCUGCCUUUCGGAGGUCGCUGACAUAGAGCAAUGGAGGAACUGCUGGGUGACCGGGUGGGGUACUACUGUCCCUAAGCGGAGUACAGAGACAGGGCUCCAGAAAGUCAAUGUCCAGCUGAUCAAGUGGGAAACCUGCUUUGAGCUGAUGCCUCUACUCACCAAGAGCAUGCUGUGUGCCGGGGACCUUGAAGGUGGGAAGGAUGCCUGCCAGGGUGACAGUGGGGGGCCUCUGGUUUGCCAGAAAAAAACCAGGAAAAGCAAAUGGUACCAACUGGGCAUUGUCAGCUGGGGAGUGGGCUGUGGCCAGAAGAAACAUCCUGGAGUGUACACACAGGUGUCUAGUUACCUGUCAUGGAUUGAGAUGAAGACCAAGCUGUCAAAAAGGCCCUACAGGCAUGAGCCAGACACUGGGUACAGUUUGCUUCUAUCACCCUGGGCCAUCUUGGUACUGUAUUUUCUGAUGUUUCUAUUAUCCCCAUGA
This is a messenger RNA of Odocoileus virginianus texanus, 1494 nucleotides long. The record is from RefSeq and is a predicted model, not a curated record. NCBI's taxonomy places the organism in Eukaryota, Metazoa, Chordata, Mammalia, Artiodactyla, Cervidae.